AUGGAUUUUCAAGAAGACAAACCGCCUAAUUAUCAGCCCUUAUUGCAUUCGACAUCAGGGACGCCCCUUAUGAAUGCAAUUAAAGAAGAGGACUCUCCCACUUCGCCUGAAUUUGGUUUUGAGACUCCAUACCUUGAUAAUGCCAAAAAUUUAUCAAAUACUAAUCUAGAUGCAAUUGAUCAAUUUAAUAUUGCCUUAACAGGACUCCAUAAACCAUAUUUUGCAUCACCAAAAUUAGUAGGACCAAACUCAGGAUUUUAUUCUAUGUCAGAUGCUAACAACUCAAGUUCCAGUAUUAUAUAUAAUCCAACUUUUACCUUUGGUGGAAAUGAUACAUCCACUGCUACUAGCAAUAGUAUGAAUACGACGGCUACUUCCAACAACAAUAACAAUAUAUUUGGUAAGUUAGUUUCUCCAUACUCAAAUAGUGCUAAUAAUUCAAGUUUGACAAAUUUGAACAAUAGUUCCAUCAUACCAAAUAGAGAAAAAAGGCGUAGUGCAUACAAAUAUUUACCUUCAAGUGCUAAGUUCAGUCAAAUGGGAAAUGUGGGACCACCUCCACAAACAAGAAAUAAAUCCCCUGUAAGAUCUCCUUCUCCUGAUGAUUCUAGUAACAAGAGGAAAUCUGCUUUAUUAGAGUCACCAUUUAAUUUCAGUUCUUCUACUUUACAACCACCAGCUUUCUCACAAGGGCAGUUCAUGCCAAAAUUGUCACCAACAAGUAAUCAUCAUAACCAUCAGAGUACUCCUCCCCCAUCUGCUUCAAGGGCAUCUUUUCGUAAGGGUCAUAGAUACAAACAUUCUUCUGUAUCAAUGAACUUUUUCCAAGAACCAGAAGUCAAAAUCCCAUUAAACAUUGCCAAAGCAUUACCAAUCCCUGAUCUUCAUGAUCUAAAGGAAAAUUUAAUUUGGCCAAAGACUUAUAUUCAAUUAUUUAUCGUCUUGUUACAGAUCUCUCUGUGCCUUGUUACCUAUCAACUGGGCCACACAAAAAAUUGGAAUAAUUUUUUAACUUUAUCACAUUUUAUCACAUAUGAUAUCAUUGGAUCUUUAAUUAUCAUAUUUGUUGAGAAUUUGUCGCAAUUUGAAGUUUGGUCAAUAGGAACAUUAACAUUCCCUUUUGGACUAAAUAGAUUUGAUGUCUUAUUAAGCUUUGCAUCCGCCGUGUCACUAUGCUUUGUUGGAUUAGAUUUAAUGUUUCAUAUCUUAGAAGAAACUAUUGUAUUAUUUGUAGAAAGAUCUUCAUUUGAUGAUCAUUUGCUAUUGAAUAAAGAAGGUCCUAUGACACAACAUGAAGAAAUAGUCUCACAAAUCCCUCAUUCUCAUCACAGCACAAGUUCCGAUCUUUUAUUUAAUGAUCAUAAAGACACUCAAAUUUGGUUUUUGCUACUUGCUUUAAAUUUCUUCUUAGCAAAUAUAUCUUUGUAUAAGACAUAUGUUGCAAACAUGAAUAGUAAACUAAAGACUAAAAAUCCAUUAAUCACCAUUGGUUACACAGUAUAUUUAGCUUUGUACCCAUUUAUUGUGGGUCAUGGGAUCAUUUCGACUAUAUUAGAUCAUAUGGCUACAGGUUUAAUUGCUAUUUUUAUUCUUGUCCAUGGAUUCACCAUAUCUGAAUGGACAUCCACAAUUCUACUAAAUGGAUUUUCAACAACGACGUUAACUGGUUUCACUUUAACUGAUGAUAUGGAUAAAAAUAAUAAAGGUAGCUUUAAAGAUAAAGACACAUCUACAAAUUUGAUACGAAAAACAUCUUUAACAAGUUUACCUAUAGCGUCUAACUAUCAAAAUGAGUCUAAUAGUAUAUCUAAAAAAUGUUCCAAACAGCACAGAAAUAUAUUAAAAUGGAAUAAUACAAGCACAGAUUCACGCAGAAUUAAAUCUAUCAUUAUUGAAAGGAUUGAAUCUCUAAACGAAUUCAAGUCUAGAUGUAGGUUAAAAUAUGAAAAUUUGAUUAUAUGCAAGGUUAAUUUUAAUCUAUAUGUUGUUUUAAUUAAAAUUACUAUGCAAGGUGGGUCUAAUGAUGAUGAAAUUCAGUUAAUGAAUGCAAUUGAGAACUGUAUUAGAAAAUGUUUACCGUAUUCAGAAACAACAGUUGACAUUGAUAGAGUGUAA
This is a messenger RNA of Arxiozyma heterogenica, 2115 nucleotides long. RefSeq names its product Zn(2+) transporter ZRG17 (gene ZRG17). The record is from RefSeq and is a predicted model, not a curated record. Bases 1 to 2115 code for a protein of 704 amino acids. The transcript has a single exon. Lineage: Eukaryota; Fungi; Ascomycota; Saccharomycetes; Saccharomycetales; Saccharomycetaceae.